Messenger RNA from Exserohilum turcica Et28A, 2085 nucleotides. RefSeq lists its product as uncharacterized. The transcript is spliced from 3 exons. Gene Ontology annotation, biological process: regulation of DNA-templated transcription; cellular response to starvation. The coding region runs from base 1 to 2085 and encodes 694 amino acids. Gene Ontology annotation, cellular component: nucleus. NCBI's taxonomy places the organism in Eukaryota, Fungi, Ascomycota, Dothideomycetes, Pleosporales, Pleosporaceae. The record is from RefSeq and is a predicted model, not a curated record. Gene Ontology annotation, molecular function: zinc ion binding; RNA polymerase II transcription regulatory region sequence-specific DNA binding; DNA-binding transcription factor activity, RNA polymerase II-specific.
AUGACGACCUCAGACGCCGAAGAUGCCUCUCCCUCGCCCGAGUACCGGAGUGAUUUGGACGACGACAUGGCUGCCGAACAGAAUGCCGACCGCCAGCCAGGCGACACUUCGCCCACGCAGAAGCCUGCAAACAGCAAGCCCAAUGCCAAAGAUCCCCUGCGCCCGCGCCGCAAGAAGGCUCGGAGAGCAUGUUUUGCCUGCCAGCGAGCCCAUCUGACAUGUGGCGACGAAAGACCUUGCAACCGCUGCAUCAAGAGAGGUCUCCAGGACCACUGCAUGGACGGCGUGCGCAAGAAAGCAAAGUAUCUACACGAUGCGCCAGACGGCGCUCUCAUGCCUGGAGUAGGCGGUCACUACCCGUACAUGAAUGGAAAUCGGCCAACUCCGCUACCAAGUCAGGACACGCAAACCGUCGCUGUCUCGCCGCAAAGCAACAUGUAUGCUCAGGCACAGCCCGGCACAUUCUAUCCACCCAACUCGAUACCAGCCCAACUGCCGGUCACGCAAGAUGCUCGAGGCUUCAGCAACCAACAGUCGCCAAUCUCCCCGCCUUUUACCCAGCCGCACCAGGCCGCGGCACAAAACGACCCAAGCACGUUACCUCAGAGUCAGCAAGGUCAGAUGCAGCAGUUUGGACCCUUGUUUGACCCAAGCGAUCCGGCCCUCUUCAACUUUGACAUCUCUAGUCUCAAUUUUGGGAACCACUAUGGCGCAUUAGAGUUUGGCAUGCUUGGCCACAUGUCAUCAGGUGCGGUAGAAACCCCGCACGACAACGGCAUGUUGAAUACCAUCAAUGGUCCUGUCAACAUGUACAACCAACCGCUGCCCUCCGGCUACGCUGACCGAAACAACACGGCAGCCGCGAUGGCGUUCGGCCCGAACAACUUGGCGUCGGGCGAAUGGCAGGACUCGCAGUCGCGGCAGGGCAGUAUGCAUGUGCAGACGCCAAAUAAUGCUUCGGUCGGUGCCAAUCAGGAUCACCACGGUCAUCGAAUUGACAGCCUUGCCGGGCCUCAUGCAUUUGCUAUUGGCCAAGGACCCUCCACCCAUGCAUCGGCUAGUCCGGCGUCGACGGACGCAUCCAACAACUUUGAGGGUGACAACCCGCUGGCAUCUGCCGCAUUUUUUGCCAACGCCCAUCGGCCCCAUGCACAACGCUCGCCGUUGAUCAACCGACCACAAAAAGAAAACAAGCACCCGAACAGUGCGCUACAAUCAUUGCAUGCCAAUGGCAUUCGCAAGCGCCAGCGCGAUACCAAGAGCAUCUACCAAGGCAUCACCAAGCCCUAUGACUAUGUCAAGGGCUAUCAUAGGCUGUAUCAAUUGAUCGACAAGAAGUACUCGAGACCAUGGGUUGCAAAAGCUCAGCAAUACUUGCAAAAUUACCGGCCAGUGCUUCUGCAGGUUCGCGAAGAGCUCAACAGAGAUGACUUGAUCCACCAAGAAAUGGGUCUUCAGCGACAUCUGAUGACUCUGCAAGAGCACUUUGCAGAAGUCGGCACCCCGUUCCUCAUCUGCCGGCGCUCGGGGGAGAUUGUUGGUAUAAACAAGGAGUUUACUAUACUUACUGGAUGGAAGCGUGAAGUGCUUCUAGGCCACGAGCCAAAUCUCAAUGUCAACACUGGCGCCAACCGCGAUGUGGGUGAAAGCGACCCGUCGACGCAGAAUACAACACCCAACAUAGCCGCCCAAGACAAUGAGGUGGCCACACCUAGCGUUAAUAUCAUUGAGCUCAUGGAUGCCCGAUCGGCGCUCGAAUUCCUGCAGCACUUUUCCGAGCUCUGCUACCAGGACCCUCGUGGCUACGCAUCCCAGCGCGUAAACAUGCUCCGGUACCAGACCAAGGCGGACGUGGACCGCCUGCAGGAAAUGAAGAAUUCAAAUGUAGGCGACGCAAAAGUUGAUCCGCUCGUCAAGAUGGAAGGCGGUGCUGUGCAUCAGGGCGAGAGCGCCAUGCAGCGACUCGGCGCCAAGAACGGCAUGGUAGACUGCAUGAUUUGGUGGCAUAUCAAGCGCGACAUUUUUGAUAUGCCGGUGCUCGUAUGUAUGAGUGUAAUGCCUGUUUUGGACAAGGGCCUGCAAUGA